This is a messenger RNA of Sabethes cyaneus, 2350 nucleotides long. It is a transcript of the gene cact, whose product is annotated as NF-kappa-B inhibitor cactus. The record is from RefSeq and is a predicted model, not a curated record. NCBI's taxonomy places the organism in Eukaryota, Metazoa, Arthropoda, Insecta, Diptera, Culicidae. The transcript has 5 exons. The coding region runs from base 630 to 1817 and encodes 395 amino acids. Gene Ontology annotation, molecular function: protein binding.
AGCGCGUUGGACUUGAAUUGAAAAGUGUAGUGUUUUUGGUUCGCAGUAGGCGAAGGCCCGUGUACCGAAGCUUUCAUUCAAAACUCGUUCGUUUCGCUGUGUGUGUGCGUGCUGCUGUCAUCAUAUUGCUUGCUGUGCGAUUGUGUCACCACCAGCAACAGCAGCAGUAGCUUUUUUUUUCUCGUUUCUUGCCAAAAGUGCUUGCCCGUCGACGUCCAUCAGCACGUAAUAUUAAAUGUCUCGCGCUGUUCGCGGUACUGCUGUGGAAUUCUUUAGACUUUUUGUCCUCCGAAAACGGUAAUCCGCGUAUGCCAAUUCAAUCGCAUCAUCGGAGAAUAUGUGGAAAACUAGAUUCGCGUGGAAAACUAUCGGUUUGAAAGCGAUCGCCAUCUUGUGUUUGUUCGUCGAUUGAAUACCUGAUUAGACAUCACGACAUUCUCCGGACUGCAAGAUUUCAUUCUGCAGCAGAAAGUGAACGUGUUUGUGUGUUUGCGAGGGCUGAUCCGAGCAGGAACGUAGAAAAAAAAACUCGCCAGAGGAAGAGAGUCACUGUUCAGCUGUUUAGAAAUUAGAUAAGUGCUUUAAAAGGCAGCGAAGAAAUCAAAUCCUUGGAACAAAACAGAAAAAAGAUGCAUUCGGCAAAGGGAGGCACAGCAGGAGCCGGAGGUUUUACUUACCUUUCCCUUCCAGAAGGCCAGAAGCAGGAUUCGGACAAACUAGCCACGGACAGUGCCGACGAUUGCGGGUUUCACUCGGGACAGAAUCUGAGCUCGGACAACUUCUCGAGCGUAUCGCACGAAACCCCACUGGAACCGUUGUUCGAGACGGCCAGCAAUCAGAAAACGGCACAACAGCAGCAGCAGCAGGAAGAGGAUUCGCAAACCUUUGAUUCCGGCGUAGAUCUCGAUUCGAGCCAACAGCUCCGCUCCAGCGAAUCGAUGAAGGUGGACAACAUGAACGAUCUCUGCAAAAGUCUGCAGAAGAUGCAGAUGAGCCGGAAGAGACCGACUUGGGAAAAAUAUUUUCAUCAGAACGACGAAGGAGAUACGUACCUCCACCUGGCCGUCAUCCAUAAGGCCACCGAAGUCGCCUGCAAGCUGAUACGCAUCGCCCCACGACCCUGGCUCGACCUUCAGAAUGACUUCGGUCAAACGCCACUGCACCUGUCCGUGCUGACGGCACAACCACGGAUCGUACGACGGCUGGUUCUGGCCGGUGCCGAGCUGGGCGUCCGCGAUGUAGAAGGCAACACGGCCCUUCAUUUGGCGUGCCUAAACAGCCACACCGACUGCGCCCGGGAACUGCUGACGCCACUCAGUCCACUCGAGCUGCAGCAAAGUAAUCCGGCCCUGCCAGCGUCGGUCAAAAUUCCACAGGAUCUCGAACAGUGGAACCACAACGGAAAAAGAUGUGUUCACAUAGCAGCCGAAAGGUCAAACAUUGAGAUUCUCCGAUAUCUGGUCAACGCCGGAGCCAACAUCAACGCACGGGAUGGCAAAGCCGGUCUAACGCCGCUGCACAUUGCCGUCGAGAGUGGCAACGAGUCGGUGAUGAACUUCCUGCUGGACGAGUGCCCCAAGCUGCGGCUCGAGCAGGAGACACUGGCCGGCCUGACCGCCUAUCAGCUGGCGGCCAUGCAGCAGAACGAAACCCUGCAGCACGGUCUGCAGAGCCGGGGAGCGGAACCGCUCAGCCCACCGGAGUCCGACUACGAGUACGACGACAGCGAGGAAGAUGAAAAUAUUCGCACGUAUUACGGCGCCGGGAGCGCGUUCUGUAACAACUUUGCAGGACUUUCCACGAUCAAUGUAGCUUAAUUUUCUGUUAUUUUCGACGCCAGAGCAUUACAGUAUCACUUUGAUUGACUGGUAGCCACUGAAAAUUGUAUUUUUUUUUUUUGUGAUUGACAAAUUAAUUGACGGACCCCCAUUGGAUUAGUGUUUAAUUGCUGUGUAGCCUUCCUACUGUAAUGUAUUAAUCUUUUUACUAAACGUUUCAUCAAUCCAAGACCAGGCCCGUAAACACUGUCAGCGAAAUAAUUGUAGCUAAACGUAGUUGGUAGUUUGUUUUUUCCUAUUAUCAACAGUUCAUUUCCUAUUUUUUCUAAAUCUUUCUUUAUAUUCUGGCUUGUCCGUAUUUGCAUAUCUUAAAUGAAACAAAAAAACACCGAUAUGUUAAACACAAUUGUACAUCUUGUAAACGAAAAAAAACUUUUUCCUAAGGCGAAAAGUACGCCUCACCUGUCGUAUUUAAUAGUAUAGUAGCGAUAGAUAGAAACCACAGCGCUUAGAUGAUGAGUAAGCGCAAGAUAUGCAUUAUCUAUAUCGAUGUCUUCAACUACAACAAAAAA